AGAAGCGUUCAGUAAGGAAGAAAUAUCGUUGGUGUCUGUAGGGUGUAUUGCGUAGGAAUGGUAUCACCGUCCAAGCUUCAACAUCAAGAGCAAAAGCAACCGUCGAAAGAGUAUAUAUUGAAUAAAUGUUCGUGUCAGCUGCUUUGACAUUCAAAUUGCGAUAGAAUUAUAUUUUUAACACAAGUUCUUAUCUUCUCUUAUGUUGGAAAUGAUACUAGAUGUUCGCAUACAAAAGGGCCUGAAACCUUUGGCAAAGAAGUCAUUUUACUUGGAUAUAAAGAAUCAUGCCGCUUCGGCCAAGCUAGAGGCAAAAAUCAAGGAUCUUGGAGGAAUUUUGGAUACAUUUUGGAUAGGCUGCCAUACUAUUUUUUCACCCCUUCCCGCCAUUUUUGAUUGGUGCGUCUCUACGGUCGAUAGAGGACGUGACCUACCACUACUUGCACGCGGCGCGUCAUCGGACGCGAUUUUGAAUUUUCUAAAAGUACGAUCGUAAAUGUAAUGUAAUGCAUUUAAUAAAGGGCUAACAUUGAGAGUACGUGUAACGUACGAUGUCAUAGUUUGGACUGGUUGCGUUGUCUUAGGAAGGUAGGAGAGAAAGAUUGAUCUCGUAAAAAUAGAAAGUUUCGAAUUCCUUCUGGUUUACACUUGGAAGGGAAUCUCUUCGAAGGAGGCCUUCUUUGAACUCGUUCACAAAUCUAUUCUUAGCGAGUUUCUUGCUCCUUAGACUUGAGUGAAUGCGCAAUACUGUAUAGACUAGAGAAUGAACGCUGACAUUUAUUCGCUGGCAUUGGCCGAGCUUAAUUCGAAAAAUCAAAAUGUAUAUGCGAAUGAAAAAGACAAGAAAAAGAGAAAAGAAAGUACGGAGAAUGUGAACGGUGACGGUGACAUUUCUUAUUAUCCUAUGCGAAUACGCCAUCGCAAAUAUUUGCUCUCUGUAGCGACAUUCGUCCUAUAUCGUCGUCGUCGUCGUCGUCGUGGAAUGAGAGGAGAGAGAGAGAGAAAGAGGCAUGCGGAGAAAAGGGAGAACCGAACCGUCGCGGCCUGAGCGCGGGCUCCGCCCCGAAAGGAAGCGCGGGGCCACUCAUUGCAACGUUGCACUUCGCAACGAGCUUGACCGACCGACUAUUCUCAACGAUCCGCUCUCUCUCUCUUUCUCUAUCUCUCUCUCUCUCUCUUUCCCUCUCUCUCUCUAAUUCUUCAAAGUAAAAUCAGAAAUACGCGUUACGGGAACUAUUUUGUUCAUCUUCCAAAUGGGCCGCAAACGACGAUAUCGUGUAUGGUAAGACCGUUGAUUUUCGCGCCAUCUUUAGUCGUUCGUACGAAGUUAAGUCUUUUCUCGUGGAGAUGGCUCCCUGGGUGUGCGUAUACGUGCGUGUGCAUGUUUUCAACGUGUGCGUUCGAAAAAGAGAAGCAUGGCGAUGGUCCGGUGGGGGUAAUGAACGAGAAAAUACGCUAGGGCCGUUUGUAACAGAGACCGAACUUGACGCUCGUGCGAGGAACGAGAAAUGGGUAGAUGAAGCCGUAUUAUCCGUCAUCUUCAGCGAAGAUCAGCGGACGCGGACACAAAGCGCCGCCAUCAGGCACCCAUGCUAAGCUGUUAACGGCGAAUGGCCAUUUUGUGCGUGACAGUUCUCUCCCGCGAAGCAAGAAUAACAACGACAUUGCAUCAGUCCAAACGAUCUCACGCAUAUUUACCAAAAAUUUUAUUCCUACACAUUUUGCAAUUAAAAUCGUCGUCGUUGUUGUCGUCGUCGACGUCGUCGACGUCGUCGUCGUCGUCGUCGACGUCGUCGUCGUCGUCGUCGUCGUCGUCGUCGUCGUCGUCGUCGUCGACGUCGACGACGACCGUAGCUUUGCCCGGUCUCUUUUUCACAACGAUUUACCCAAGCGAGUCUACACAACUUCAAAAACUAUAUAUUUACGCGUGCGUUAAUCGUGUAUUUACCAUGAGAAGUCGGUGAUAUUGUAUUAGAUAUUUUAUUUGGACGCCACCGCUCAAUGUUUUAUUUUUGAAGUUGAAUUUUGUUUGCUCUCGAGCGUAUAUUCUGCUGCGACACGCGCCUUGACAGCAAAUCCUUUCCUCUCCUCUUCUCUCCCUCCUCUGUACUCCACUCCCUCCUUCCUUUUAUUCCCCUGUCUUUUUCUCGCCUUACGACUCUCCUUCUCUUCUUCCUCUUGUUCCUUCUCUUUAUCAAACGUGAAUCUUACGACGAACAUUUCGUUCCUUCUCGAAGAAGAAACAAGUUCUCCUUUAAAAAUAAAUUUCAACUCUCACGAGGAUACAUUAAAGGGAGGGAGCACGUGUCUCUCGUGUGUGUUGUGUUACGUGGUACUGUGUGCACCCAUAAAAAAAAAAAAAAUAUUAGACACGUAUCGUUUGAAAUCUGUGUGUACUAUGCGGUGGAUUAAGACUACCAUAUUAACCGCGUCAAGUUUUAGCGUCAAUGACAUACGCGCUCUGUAUUUCUCUUGGUGCCAUUCUUGCGAACGUUUAAUCCGAAAAUUACUUUGGAUUUCCGGCGUACUUUUCGUCGCGUACAUCGCUCUAUCUGGAGAAGAUUGUUGUGCUUGGAAUAUCGUUUGAAGUCGGCUCAAAACAAAACACUGGACGAUUAUUCAGUGUCAGGAAAGCAUUGGUGAUAGAAUUAUUUUUAGUGCGCACCGUUAGUCUAGUUGUCACAGAUCGUAUUGACAGAGUCGGUCAAGUUCAUUGCGAAAAAUAUAAAUGGGGUUGUAUCAGUGGUGGCAGCGGGGGAACCCCCUCGCUGAGGAGCAUAGAAUUUCCAACUCCGACACCUCCUACGCCGCUUUUAAGUUCUGAGUGUCCUUUGUACAAUACGACCAAUCUGCAGGGUCACACUACCCAAAGAUCUAAAUCGCGGACGGAUGCAAUGUUGGAACGUGCUCUGACCCAACCACAGCAUUGUUCCGUGGAUCCGCUUGACAACGCCCUCAACUGGGGAAUACCUAUCUGGGCAACCGAUAAAAUUCAGGCUUGGCUUGAUAAAAUCUAUGCGUCUCUUAAAGACACUAGUAGUUUGAAACAUCUACAAGGAACAACGAGCCGGCAUAGGUUCGAGAAAGAUCUCAAAGUCAAGCACUUGAAAGGGUCGUAUGUCAAGUUUGAAUCUUUUCGCAGAGAUACAAGACCGGUAUUUUUGGAAUUGUCAACGUGGCCAACGUUGAACUUUGACGGAGACCCAGGGACUUGUCCUUUCGACGCUAAGAGGAGAGAAAAACUUGAAAAUAAAACAAAUAAGGAGAUUAAGGAAAACAGAGAAGCUAUCGCAAAUAAAAAAGAAGGUAAAGAGAUGACUCGACGACCACGUGCAGCUCGUGCUCGUAGAACGGAACAAUUAGGAGCUGGUUAUUGUGAAAUAUGUCGAAUAGAUUAUCGUGAUUUAGCGAAACAUGUGCAAAGCGAUCAACAUUCGAGUUUUGUUCAAAACGAUGACAAUUUUCUCUCUUUGGAUACGUUAAUCAAUACAAGUGCCAGUGUAGAGGCAUUUUUGAAACUAAACAGAACAAAAGAUAUUGGAGAAGAAUGCAAUAUAUAUCCAACCGAGGAUCGUACUCUUCGCGACGUACUGCCAGAGGAAAAGAUCGCUAAGAAUGAAAAGACUUCAAAUAAUUACUCCGUACAAGGAAUAGACAUGGUGCAGUGCAAUGGAACUCGAAGAAAUCUUAAUUUAAAAUUAAACUCUCCUCACAACUUGCGAACGCGCGCUAAACACGAAAGUGGGCAUUUAUUGAGAUCAAAGGGUAGCCCUUGGCACGAGGUCGAUAAGAACGAAAAAUUUUACGACAAAUUCGAGGGUUUUACUAUAAAAAAGAGAGCAAAGGGAACCAUUUGGAUCGAAGAAGAAGAUCCGGAAAAUAAAUACUCGCAAGCAAGUGACAUUAAAAGCUCCGACCAAGUAGAUUAUAAUAAUAUUAAAUCGCCGGGAAAAGAUGUAAAUGGUAUCAAUCAACGUGAUUAUGGGGAUAAUAAUACUGUAAAUAAAAGGCAUAAUGGUACAGAUAAUCAGGAUAUUAAAGAAUUAGACGGCGGGAGGGUUCCAACUAAUGAACAAAAUGGUGUAUUUAAUCCUGAGCUUCCUUCGAAGAAUGAAAACGACGCGAAUAUUAAUAUUCACGGAGAGAUUGUAAGAUCUAAUUUGUUGAAAAAUAAUGUAAAUAUAAAUGGCUUGUCCGAUAAGAAUAAUCGUAUAGAAUCAUGGAAAUCUACGGACGGUAAAGUAAAGUUUGAUGGUGUGAAGAAUGAGUUGGAAUUACAAAGAGUACGAUCGGAUAUCGGGAGAGUAGUCGGAAGUGGUGAUCAUAACGAGAAGAAGGAAUCUAUCGAGGUAGUCUGUAAUAAUGGUCAUACGGAUAACAAUCAGAAGGAAUUAAAGGCGUUACAAUGUGCGGAAAAGGAAUUGGGUUGUGAGAAAUUACGAUCGCCUAGGGUUGCUGCUGGUGGUAGAAGAGGUGGUAGAAGUUUUCGCGGGCGUCAUAGAUUGUCGGUCGAAGAACGCCUGAUCGAGGAUAAUCGUGCAUAUUAUAAAGUCGAGGUAUUAGGAAGUAAGCUACGGUCGAGCACAUUACCGUGCAACAAUACCUUAUCAAAUUCUACGAUUAAGGAUGCGGAGGUGGAGGAGGAGGAGGAGGAGGGGGAGGAAGAGGAGGAGGGUGAAAAGAAGGAGCAACAGCAGCAACAGCCAUCCAGUGAGAAACCAGUUGUCGUAAGAUUCAAACGCGUAAGAAAAUCUGAGCUUUCUCUGUUAAGCGACGAGGCCGAGUCUUUUAUGUUUGGAGAACCUAAGCGCGACGAUACGAGCGAGAUUAGCGACGAAGAACAAACUAGUGUUUUACCUAGGGACACCGAAAGCGAUUACAACGAGACUGUCAGUUCCGACAUACUUAGUUCGAGCUUGGAUUCCAAUCCUCGGAUAAAACAAGAGAUUUUGGAAGAAGAUUCGCAGGACUCCGUUAAUCUUGGCAGAGCGAGAAAAAGAAGGCGUACACAGGCAGAGGCGCUUAUUAAAGACAAUGCCGACUAUUACAAGUUCGAAACACCUGGCAGUAGAUUGAGAUAUCAGGCACCGUUAAGCGGGGUCAACAAGGCCCCCAUUAAUACCGAACGCAAGGAGGUAAGAUCUGACGUUAAUGGAGGAGAAGUCGUAGAGAAAAUAUAUCCGUCCAAACCUUCGGCAGAAGUUGAAAGAAUGCAAUUUUCGUUCGAAGUUGUACCGAAAUCGGAACCGUGGUAUCAAACCUAUCAACGACAGGACGAGGGCGCUGAAUUUUGGCAUUACUUCAGCGACGGGGAUACAGGAAGACCGUUUCUUUUACCCUAUGAGAUAGAAAACUUCCAUGAGACCAUACUUAGGAAUCAGGCGAAGAAUGAGAAUAGGAAAAAGGGUAGAGGCCGUAGUAUAGGCUGCAUCGGACGGUCACCUAGAAAAAGUCCGCGUUGUCAUGCAUCGACGUUGGCGAUAAUGUCCACGAUCAUAAGAAAAAGGGAACAACAGCAAAUCUCUUCAAAUCUCUGUACGAUAGAGGAAUGUCAAUCUCUGAAAUCACAGAUGGAUACUCAGGCGAAAGCGGAUGCAAAAGGAGAUAUUAAAUUGGAUUCCAAGGUGUCCGACAUCGAUGAAGAAUUGAAGGAAAUCGCGAAAAAUAUCGACGAAAUGCUUAAUACGAGAGAUGUCAUAGAAAUGGAGGAUGCGUUUGAACCCGAUAAUGUACAAAUGGACGGGCUAGAGGAGGAGGAGGAUGAUUUCAUCGAAUCGACGAAUGUACCGAAAGGUCCGCCGGCAAAUCUGUUGGAAUUACUGGACAACUGUCAUGAACUCGUACCUUGUAUAGAAAAUUCAUCGUGUGCCAGUUCGGAGUGCGGUGAAGGAAAUGUCGAGUCGCCCUUAAAACGACGUAAAAAGAGAAAAAAUAGAACGGGAUGGCCCGGGAUUAAGAUACGAAAAAAGUUACAAAAUAAGAUGAUUAUAGGCACGUACAACGGUGCUCAAGGAAAUUUCAAGAGAGCUGGGGAGUUAUCGAGAGAGAAAAGUGUUGGUCCGUUUGACGAAAGGAAUAACGAGGUUGACGGCGACGCCGACAUGUCUCUGCGAUUGAUGGCAGACACACAUACAGAAAUAGUUUUAUCGAAUGGUAGUACGAUUUCAUCUACUACCAGGCACAAUGAAAAGACUACGGUCGAUAAAAAAAAUAAUAAAAGCACGCCGGAUGAUUGCGAUGAUCCUGGCGUAUCUACUAAAACAUCUCCUAGAGCGUGUCCCAAAACGUGUCCUAAAACGUGUCUUAGCGCGACUGUGAUCGGUAAAAAUAAAAAUGCGGACAAUAGCGGUGGCAAAAAUUCCACGACUGUGGACGAAUUGAGAAUUCCUAAGGUAUUUGGCGAGGCGCAAAGGACUUUAUCGGAUAAGAAUUUUACGUUGGACAUAGAGGAAGAAGUGUCGGAGAACGAUCCUGGAAACGAUGAAAAUCACGAGAAUGUAUUUAGGAAAGAUGUGAACGGUGUUAUUGUGUUGGAACGACAAUUCAUCGCGAAAGCUGUCGUAAAGAAACGUCCGCGCAUAAACACAUCCUCCGAGGGCUGCGAAUCGCGUACCGAAAUUGAAAACCAUGACAUUUUGUCAGCCAGAAAGGACAUAGAUUCCGGGAUAGUAUCGAGAAAGCAUCAUAGCCCCGGCGACGUGUCUAGGCUGGGAUGUCAACAAACCCGUUCGGAAAACUCUAAUAUCGAUGUGGACGCUCAUAGGACGGUUUACAGAAGGAGUAAGGUAGGAGGAGUGGUAAGGUCUAGGAAACGAGUUAACACGAGGAAACAACAACGAAGGAAUAAUAACGUUCCCUCGGAAUCCGUAUACGAGAGCGAAAAUUGCAAGAAUGAGUCUUAUUUGAGUAUUACUUGUAAAAAGCAAGAAACUAUGAAGAGUGCGAAGAAACAAAACGACGAAACGAUAGGACCCUCGGUCGACUUACAGGACUCGGCCGAAUUGGAGUGUGCAUUGUCGGAACGUAACACCCCCACCACCACUACCACCAUGCCGCCUUCCGAUUUACAACAAAGACGUUCGAGCAUCGAGUUUCAGCCGGUAGUUAGAAUGAUGAAGAUAGACAAUCCAGUUGAUAUGGAUCAUAGUAUUUUGUCGGUUACUGUAGCAAGUAAUAGAAGGUUAAGAAGUUCGAAUUCUCAUAGAACGAACGCUCAGCCGCCGCGAAAACGUUUGAAAACUGCGCGUGGACAAUUUGGAAGGUGGUUGAAAAGUAGUAGCUGAAAUCUCGGAUAAAUCGCGCCUACGCCAACCGUCGUGAAAUUUCAAAAUUAAAGAGUCCUCUUUUAUGCUGCUGCUGCUGCUGCUGCUUCUUCUUCUUCUUCUUGCCACCAAGAGGCACUGGAAUUUUGAAAUUUUCUUCACCCAUGUAAAUUAUGUGUAAUAUAGUAUUCGUCUAUGUAGUAUAUAGUAUUUAACGUUACUGACACGUAAAAUCUUAAUAAUAUUCUACUUGAUAUCUUCUUGACGCGGUACACGCGAUAAUGCGUUGUCAAACUUGUACAUUCGUCGAAUGCGGUCUUGAUGUUCUCAGAAUUAAUGUUUUUUCUAUCCGCAUCGUCACCCAUCCAACUCCCUCCCUCCCUCCAUCCCACAGCGGCUUUUUUGUUUAUAUUAUAAUGUUUGUAACAGGUACAAAAAUAUUCCAUGUAUUAUAUAAACGGUAUUUCUGGAACAUAUGUGACUAAAGAGAAGAAAUUCUUUAAGCGCGCACGAGACUGCAUACAGCUUUGUAAUAUGUAUAAUCUCAUAUUCUGUUUAUGCUUCGCAUUAUCCAAGGUAAUACUGUAAAUCCUCGGAGGAAAACAAAAACAAAAAAAGAAGAAAAAACUACAAAAAAAAAGGGAAAUACCUUAAUUAUUUUAUUUCAAGUGGAAAUAUGUAAGUUUCUCGUGAGUUCAACAAGAAAAAUUAUUAUUAAAGAUACGAAUUUUUCAAUAAAA
Vespa crabro (European hornet) is the source of this 7999-nucleotide messenger RNA. RefSeq lists its product as uncharacterized. Gene Ontology annotation, cellular component: nucleus; Dbf4-dependent protein kinase complex. The transcript has 9 exons. The record is from RefSeq and is a predicted model, not a curated record. Lineage: Eukaryota; Metazoa; Arthropoda; Insecta; Hymenoptera; Vespidae. Gene Ontology annotation, biological process: regulation of cell cycle phase transition; positive regulation of nuclear cell cycle DNA replication. Gene Ontology annotation, molecular function: protein serine/threonine kinase activator activity; zinc ion binding; nucleic acid binding. The coding region runs from base 2892 to 7280 and encodes 1462 amino acids.